Messenger RNA from Terrapene triunguis (Three-toed box turtle), 1164 nucleotides. Its product is annotated as cytochrome P450 2G1-like. The record is from RefSeq and is a predicted model, not a curated record. Gene Ontology annotation, molecular function: oxidoreductase activity, acting on paired donors, with incorporation or reduction of molecular oxygen, reduced flavin or flavoprotein as one donor, and incorporation of one atom of oxygen; heme binding; iron ion binding. The transcript has 7 exons. Gene Ontology annotation, cellular component: intracellular membrane-bounded organelle; cytoplasm. Gene Ontology annotation, biological process: xenobiotic metabolic process. Lineage: Eukaryota; Metazoa; Chordata; Testudines; Emydidae. Bases 1 to 1164 code for a protein of 387 amino acids.
AUGGAGCUGGUGUCAGCCUCCCUUCUCCUCCUCCUCUGCCUCUGCUGCAUCCUCCUGGCCUCGGCGUGGAAGAGCCGGAACCAGCGAGGGCAGCUGCCGCCGGGCCCUACUCCCCUGCCCCUGCUGGGGAACUUCCUGCAGCUGGACAGGACCAAUGUUAUCCACUCCUUGGAGAAGGUGAGUUCUGAUCCCCGCUGGGGGGUGGUUUUUGCCAACGGGGAGCGGUGGCGGCAGAUGCGCCGAUUCUCCCUCACCACGCUGCGGAACUUCGGCAUGGGGAAGCGAUCCAUCGAGGAGCGGAUCCAGGAGGAGGCCCAGUGUCUGGUGGAGGAGCUCUGGAAAACCCAAGGGGCACCCUUUGAUCCCAUCUUUAACCUGAGCCGGGCCGUCUCCAACGUCAUCUGCUCCAUUGUCUUCGGGAACCGCUUUGACUACGAGGACGAGAAAUUCAUCACCCUGAACAAGCUCAUAUUCAAGCGGUUCCGUUUCGCAGGUUUAGCCUUGGCCCAGCUGUACAAUGCCUUCCCUGGCAUCCUGGAGAAGAUUCCUGGGCCUCACCACGUGGGAAGCAAAUGCUCCCAGGAGAUAAUCCGCUUUAUUUCAGAGAGAAUCAAACUGCAGCAGGCGACCCUGGACCUCAACGCCCCCCAGAACUUCAUCGACUGCUUCUUGGUUAAAAUGGAGCAGAAGCAGAAUCCAGCUACCGAGUUUUCCCUGGAGAACCUAGUCAUGACCACCUUCAAUUUAUUCUUCGCCGGGACUGAGACUGUCAGCACCACCCUGCGCUAUGGCUUCCUGAUCCUGCUGAAACACCCGCAGGUCCAAGAGAAAAUCCAUCAGGAAAUUGACGCGGUGAUCGGGAGCGAGCGAGCGCCCACCGUGGAGGACCGGGGCAGGAUGCCGUACACGGAUGCCACGCUGCACGAGAUCCAGCGCUUCAGCGACAUCCUGCCAAUGAGCCUCCCGCACACCGUGACCAGAGACACCCGGUUCCGGGGGUACCUCAUCCCCCAGGGGACAUACGUCUACCCCCUGCUGAGCACGGUGCAUUUUGACCUAGAAGAACAUAAAACCCCCGAAGCUUUCGCCCCCGAGAGGUUUCUAAGUGAGAACGGCUGCUUCAAGAAACAGAAUGCCUUCCUGCCCUUCUCCGCAGGUGUGUAG